Molecule: messenger RNA, 915 nt
Organism: Eremothecium gossypii ATCC 10895
Lineage: Eukaryota; Fungi; Ascomycota; Saccharomycetes; Saccharomycetales; Saccharomycetaceae
Gene: BUB2
Product: Bub2p
Exons: 1
Coding region: 1-915 (304 amino acids)
Biological process (GO): negative regulation of septation initiation signaling; activation of GTPase activity
Cellular component (GO): mitotic spindle pole body
Molecular function (GO): GTPase activator activity
Source: RefSeq, marked provisional
AUGGAAAAGUUCAUAUCACACCCACCACUUAUAGUGCAUUCGUCAUUGUCGCAGCUGCGGUACCUGGUAUUGGCGGAGGGUGUGGGCGUGGAACCCGAGGAACGGCGACAGCGCUGCUAUGUGUGGUCGAUCCUCUCGCGCACGGAUAUGGAAGGUGCAACGUCGCGGUACAUGCGGCUAGCACAGCGAGGCCCGCCGCCGGCGGCGGUGUACAAGAAGAUACAAAACGACACCUUCCGAACGUUUUCAACAGACUCCGGCUUUCGGGAACGGGUGUCUGAGGAAUCUCUGACUAGAUGUCUCUCGUGUUUUGCCUGGUUGCAGGAGCUGGAGGGAGACCGGGGUCCGGUGCGCAUCGCGACCUACGUGCAGGGGAUGAACGUGCUGCUGGCACCCCUGUUGUACAGCUGUCCUGCAGAGCCCAUGGCUUUCCGGCUGUUCGAAACAGUGUGCCAGCGGAUGAUCCCCGCGUACCUGGACCACUCGCUGAGCGGAGUGCACACGGGUGCGCGAUUACUGGACGAGUGCCUCAAGAUUGUGGAUCCCAAACUAAGCAAGUUCCUCUCCGACAACCUACUCACGGCGGAAAUAUAUGGGGUGCCCUCGAUUCUGACGCUUUCAAGCUGCCAGAAGCCACUGGACCAGGUAUGCCGGCUGUGGGACUUCAUGUUUGCAUACGGGUUCCACAUGAACCUGCUGUUCAUCGUCGCUCAGCUGGUCAAGAUGCGAACGGAGAUCAUGCAGUCGGACUCGCCUAUGAAUCUACUGCGGCAGUUCCCAGACUUCGACGCGGACGAGAUCAUCCGUCUGGGGGUCGGGUUCGUCGCCAAGAUUCCAUCUGGGCUCUACGAGCUGCUGGUAAGGCACCUGACGGAGCCAGGCAUAGAUUUAUCGAGCUACGACGGACUGGACUGA